GCAACCACAAGCGCGUGUGUAUACCCGCAUUUCCGUCGCCAGCCCAUUUUGCGCCGCGUGCGUGUAACGGAGAAAAAAGAUGGCCGAUGCAUCUGAAGCCGAGAGGAAUAUGGUGGCCGCUGCCGCGCUGUCGAUGGCCACAACAGAGCUGGAGUAUCGCGUUUCGCUUCUAAACAGCAUGGUCUCGACGUGCCACGAGAGAUGCGCGGCACGACCAUACAAGGAGGGGCAGCUGAGCGUGGGUGAGAACAGCUGCCUGGACCGGUGUUGCGCCAAGUACUGGCAGGUGGUCGCCAUCGUGGGCCAGCUGCUGGGCUCGCAGAAGCAGUAAUGGGUGCUGGUGACAUCCAUGAGACGCGCGUGAAAAUGUCGACAGAGUGGUUCAACAACUGCGUGGCAUCGCGCCCAGCCAGCCAGACGCCUGGACCGGAGCAGGAGGCACAUAGACGCGGGAGGUCCUUAUGGCGAGAGCUUCUGGAGUUGCCUCUCAGUCGAGGGCUCCGGUCAGCAAGGCGGCGUUGUCCUGGCUGCAAAGUAUGCAUGCCGGGGCCUGGCUGCUUUGGGGCGCGGAUACCCAAAUCUGGAACCGCAGGAUAGCGCCUGUUAGUGGCAGGACACAUUGACAUAUGACCAUGUUAGGACUACGCCUGUGUAUGUACGAGGGCGGCAUGUGGGAUCGGUGCGAUUUAAGUUUUGUUUGGCAUGGUACCGCGGAGCUGCAUGCGUGGACAAUUGGCAGGCAUGCUUAUAAUGUGUGCCUCAGAGACGGAGUUGCGACUGUCGCGAGAUUCGUGGCGCGGUGUUGAGCCAGCGAGGAGCAGCGGUGUUAAUGUGAUGCCGCUUGCCUCCUUUGCCAUGUCUGUAAUGGCUGUUGAUGUGAGGCUCCUAGUCCAAGCAUGAGUCUGCAAGCCGAGGGCGCUCUAGGAUCAAGGUUUCAUCACUCUAGAGAGGACGAGAUCACGAAGGCAGCG
Molecule: messenger RNA, 971 nt
Organism: Chlamydomonas reinhardtii
Lineage: Eukaryota; Viridiplantae; Chlorophyta; Chlorophyceae; Chlamydomonadales; Chlamydomonadaceae
Exons: 4
Coding region: 80-331 (83 amino acids)
Biological process (GO): protein insertion into mitochondrial inner membrane
Cellular component (GO): mitochondrial inner membrane
Source: RefSeq, a predicted model, not a curated record